UCGGACCUCCACCGCCAAUACCUGCAUUUACCUGCGACAUGUCUGGCUCACAGAACGGAGACACUGGAGACGCUCACGCAGAGCCAGACUUUGCUCAAGCAUUCAAGGACCUUGCCCGAGGAGAACAAGCCGCCGCCGCGUUAGAGAACCACCUCGACUCGCUAGAAAAGAAGAUUGAGGAGCUUCUAGCAAAGGCAGACGAGGAUGAAAGAAAAUUGAAGGCGCAGUCCAAGCCAUCGAACGAGACGCCGUCUUCGAGCGAUGCGACGAAGGGCGCUGCAUGAGGCAGCCGGCCCACUAGCAUAUCCUAAUAUCUGCAUGCCGACAACCUCGACGCAGACACGAUAAAUCAGAGGAAAGAUUAGAAGGAUAGACAGCUCACGGCGUUGGAGGCACU
Molecule: messenger RNA, 397 nt
Organism: Trematosphaeria pertusa
Lineage: Eukaryota; Fungi; Ascomycota; Dothideomycetes; Pleosporales; Trematosphaeriaceae
Exons: 2
Coding region: 39-284 (81 amino acids)
Source: RefSeq, a predicted model, not a curated record